Molecule: messenger RNA, 5723 nt
Organism: Vitis riparia (riverbank grape)
Lineage: Eukaryota; Viridiplantae; Streptophyta; Magnoliopsida; Vitales; Vitaceae
Product: putative disease resistance RPP13-like protein 1
Exons: 7
Coding region: 23-4057 (1344 amino acids)
Biological process (GO): defense response to other organism
Molecular function (GO): ADP binding; protein binding
Source: RefSeq, a predicted model, not a curated record
CCUUGUUCUCCUAAAAGCAACCAUGGAAACUGUCGAAGGUGCUGUUCUUUCUUCUUCCUUUGACGUGUUGUUUGACUCCUCCGAUGUGCAAAAGUUUGCACGAAAACACCAUUUCCAAACUGAGCUCGAGAACCUGAGGAAGUUGCUAGUGUGCAUUUGUGGAGUGCUGAGUGACGCGGAGCAGAAGCAGCUGACAGAACAUUCAGUCAAACUCUGGCUGGAUGAGGCCAAACACCAGAUUUAUGAUGUGGAAAACAUAUUGGAGGAGUUGGCUACCCGAUCUUUGCGACGCAAGUUGAAGGGGGGAUCUCAAUCCACCACAAGUAAGGUACGCAGCCUUAUCCCUACCUUUUGCACUAGUCUUGGGGCUGAUGAUGAGAUUAGGCGAAGGUUAAAGGAAAUCACUACCCGGUUGGAAGAUAUUUCAGCUCAAAAAGAUGAUCUUGGCUUGGAAAACGUUGCAGCAGAAACAAUUUCUAAAUGGCUACAGACCACAUCUUUGGUAGAUGAAACCAGGAUUUGUGGCAGGGAGGACGAUAAAAAUAACAUUGUUAAAUUUGUGCUUAGUAACCAGGAGAGUGAAAGCAAUGUCGAUGUGAUUUCAAUAGUUGGUAUGGGUGGGGUUGGGAAGACCACACUUGCUCAAUUGGUCUACAAUGAAGGGAUAGUGCAAGAGCAUUUUGACCUAAGGGCAUGGGUCCCUGUUUAUCCGUUUAAUGUGGAGAGUAUAACAGAGGCCAUUCUCGAGCAGGUCACUGCGACUUACGAAGAUUUACCAGACUUUGAACAAGUUCAAGUUAAAUUGCGUGAUGCAUUAGCUGGAAAAAUGUUUUUGCUAGUUUUGGACGAUGUGUGGAAUAUGAAUUACUACUAUUGGGAUUUAUUACGGUCUCCUUUCGCAGCAGGAGCAAAGGGAAGUAAAAUCAUUGUAACAACACGCAAUAGGGAGGUUGCAUUGAUGAUGAGAGCUGUUCUCGUCUAUGAGCUAGCAGUUUUACCUCAAGACGAGUGCUGGGCAAUAUUUUCUCAAUAUGCAUUUGAAAAUAAAAAUAUUGAUGAACGUCAAAUUUUGGAAGUCAUUGGCAAGAGAAUCGUAGAAAAAUGUCAAGGCUUGCCCUUGGCUGCAAAGGCGCUUGGUGCACAUCUAUGGUCUAGUCAUCAAGUUGAGGAAUGGGAAAAUGUACUGAAUAGCAACAUGUGGGAUCUGUUUUCAGGUUUGCUUCCAAGCUCAAUGUUGACUUCGACUUAUUAUCAUCUUCCUUUCCAUUUGAAAAGAUGUUUUGCUUACUGUGCAAUAUUCCCAAGAGGUUAUGCAUUUGAGGUAAAUGAGUUAGUCUUCUUAUGGAUGGCAGAAGGUCUAAUUCAACAACCAGAAGGAAAUUCGCAAAUGGAAGACUUAGGUGUUAGAUAUUUUCAUGAAUUGUUUUCAAUGUCCCUUCUCGAACGAUCCAGUCACAAUGAGUCAGAAUUUGUUAUGCACAACGUUAAUGUUGAUUUAGCUUGCCAUAUUGGUGGCUCCAUGUAUUGCAUCUUGGAGGAAGGGGGGAGUUACCUCGAAGUAAUUUCUGAAAGAACUCGUCAUUUCUCAUUCACUUCUCAUGUUGAAGACGUGUUAGAAAAAUUUGAAACCUUCAAAGAAGCAAAUUAUUUACGAACCUUCCUAGCAUUAUCAACUGCUGCACCAGAGGAUGAUGAAGCAGUUUGCAGCUUAACUACUAGGGUGCUUGACGAACUGUUGGCAAAAUUCAAAUGCUUACGGACCCUCUCUAUGAGGGGCUGUCAGAUAAGGGAGCUACCAAAUUCAAUUGCUAGCUUGAUGUAUCUGCGCUAUCUUAAUUUGUCCCUGACUGCAAUCGAACAGUUACCUGAUUUGAGUACACUUUUUAAUUUACAAACAUUGCUAUUACACGGCUGCAGGAGGCUGGCUGAGUUACCUCGAAGUGUUGGGAACUUAACUAAUCUUCGGCAUCUUGACAUCACGGACACAGAUCAAUUACAGGAAAUGCCUCAAGAAAUAGGCAACUUAAUAGCUUUGCGAAUUUUAUCCAAUUUUAUUGUGAGCAAGAGCAGCAGUUUAAGGAUAACAGCGCUGAGAAAUUUGUCACAACUUCGAGGGAAGCUUUCCAUUUCAGGGUUGCAUAAUGUGGGGCAUAUAUGGCCUUCAUGUGAUGCCAUUCUGAGGGAUACGGAAGGACUUGAAGAGUUACUGAUGGAGUGGGUGAGUGAUUUCAGUGGUUCAAGAAAUGAAAGGGAUGAAGUGCAUGUCCUAGACUUACUAGAACCUCACACGAAUCUGAAAAAGCUCAUGGUCUCAUUUUAUGGUGGAUCAAAAUUCCCAAGUUGGAUAGGAAGUUCUUCAUUCUCAAACAUGGUGGAUCUGAAUCUAAACCAUUGCAAAAACUGCACAUCGUUAUCAUCUCUCGGGCAAUUAUCAUCACUCAAGAGCUUGUGCAUCACCGGAAUGGGUGGUUUGAAGAGGGUUGGGGCUGAAUUUUAUGGGGAGAUUUGUCCUUCUGUCAGGCCCUUUUCAUCCUUGGAGACUCUAAUAUUUGAGGAUAUGCCAGAAUGGAAAAACUGGUCAUUUCCUUACAUGGUUGAGGAAUUUGGGGCAUUUCCUUGCCUUCGUCAGCUGACAUUAAUCAACUGCCCAAAAUUGAUCAAGCUACCUUGUCAUCCACCUUCCCUUGUAGAGCUUGGUGUAUGUGAAUGUGCAGAAUUGGCGAUUCCACUUCGAAGACUAGCAUCUGUUGACAAAUUAAGUUUAACAGGAUGUUGCCGGGCUCACUUGUCUACACGAGAUGGGGUUGAUCUCAGCUCCCUCAUCAACACAUUCAACAUUCAGGAAAUUCCAAGUCUCACUUGUCGAGAGGACAUGAAGCAGUUCUUGGAGAUCCUCCAACAUUUGGAGAUAUAUGACUGUGCUUGCUUGGAGAAGCUGCCAGAUGAAUUGCAGAGACUCGUAUCUCUCACAGAUAUGAGAAUUGAGCAGUGCCCAAAACUUGUGUCACUUCCAGGGAUUUUCCCACCGGAGCUACGAAGACUUAGUAUCAACUGUUGUGAGAGUUUGAAGUGGCUACCUGAUGGAAUAUUGACAUAUGGGAACAGCAGCAACUCUUGUCUCCUUGAACACUUGGAGAUACGGAACUGUCCAUCACUCGCCUGCUUCCCUACAGGAGAUGUUCGCAACUCACUUCAGCAACUGGAGAUUGAACAUUGUGUUAAUCUGGAGUCUCUGCCAAAGGGAAUGAUGCAGGAUGCUUUAAUCAACCCCAGCAACACUUGCCGUCUUCAAGUCUUGAAGCUCUACAGAUGUUCAUCUCUCAGGUCCUUUCCAGCAGGCAAGUUUCCGUCUACUCUUAAGCGGCUUGAGAUAUGGGAUUGCACGCAGUUAGAUGGAAUUUCAGAGAAGAUGCUGCAGAACAAUACUUCCCUUGAAUGUUUGGACUUUUGGAAUUAUCCAAACCUGAAAACUCUGCCUGGGUGUCUCACUCCCUACCUGAAAAACCUUCACAUUGGAAACUGCGUGAAUUUUGAGUUCCAAUCUCAUCUCAUGCAGAGCCUCUCAUCCAUUCAAAGUUUAUGUAUACGGAGGUGUCCAGGUCUGAAGUCCUUUCAGGAGGGCGAUUUGAGUCCCAGCCUCACAUCACUUCAGAUUGAAGAUUGCCAGAAUCUCAAGACACCCCUGUCUGAGUGGAACCUCCACAGACUCACCUCUCUUACCGGACUCAGAAUUGGUGGCCUAUAUCCGGAUGUGGUCUCAUUCUCAGCCAAACAGGGCUUCCCACUUCUUCCUACAACUCUCACACAUCUUUCCAUAGACAGAAUCCAGAAUCUGGAAUCCCUUGUCUCCCUUGGUCUUCAGAACCUCACCUCUCUUAAAGAGCUAAGAUUCACAGAGUGCCUUAAGCUCCAGUCAUUUCUGCAAAGUGAAGGGCUGCCCUCUACAGUUUCAAUGCUUUUCAUCAGGAACUGUCCACUUCUAAGCCGAAGGUACUCAAAGAAUGGAGAAGACUGGCGUGAUAUUGCCCACAUCCCCUGCAUUCGAAUGUAUGAUUAACUGUUCAGCAAAUACAAGCAGAUUUCCACUCUUCCUUCAUUUUUUGUAAUCAGGAGAGAAAAUGUACUUGAAAUGAAAAAUUCCCUCAGCAACGGGUUCAGCCUACUGUCGUUGUGGCAUGUUCUUACCCUGAAGAAGAUGCUUCUUGAGGCCCUUUCACAUACAUUCAAUGGCAUGCCAGCAUCAUGGCCCAUAACUUCAUAUUUAUAUAGUUCAGUCUGUGGCUUAUGAACUCUUGUGAAGCCUUACGCAUUCAGUUUUGAAGAUGAUGGUUUGAAGUUUGUGGCUUAGUUUAGUUCCAGAGGGAUUUGAAGAAGAUGAUUGCAGUAUCUGUUGUAAAUGGUGUCAUGCUUUGGAAAUUCAGCACUGUGCUUUUCAAAUUAAUGGCUCCUAAAGGUGAAAGGAGAAGUUUUGCCCAUGAUUGCCCACAUCCCCUGCAUUUAGAUGUAUGACCGACUUUUAUUAAGUGAACGAGAACGAGAACGAGAACACUCUUCCCUUAGUGUUUAUAAUCAGGAACAUAAGAAUGAAGCACAUGAAAUGAAGAUUUCUUAUGGUGGCACAUUCCUACCCUAUAGAAAGUUUUUUGUUUUGGGAAUUCAUCUUGAAUCCAUUUCCAGAAAAACUCCAUGGCACUAAGGUAACCUUUUUCUUUUCUUUUUUUGGCAAAGUGAGGAGAUUUAUGUGUUGGGAGAUGCAUGAUAGAGAUGUCCAUUCUCUAAAUUUGUAUGACAUUAAAAUGCUCUUUUGCAGAACCAUGGGCCUCUAUUAUUUCAUAAAUUUAUAUGGGGGCUUCAUUAAGGAAGGUGCAUUACCUUUCUUAUCCUUCAUUAAGAAGGCUUCUGACAGUAGUUGCACCUCAAUGUUUUUACCAUAUGAUUUUUCUUAGGCAUAUAUAUCUCUACUGGACAAUGUUAAGCUUCUUCCACAGACCAUCUGUUGGUGGUUUCUUCACUCAAUGUUAGAUACAUCAGUUCUAUUCUGAUGAAUGCUGGAAAUAUGAUAGAGUGAUGAAGGUCAAGAACCAUUUUGGGCCGACUUGGAGGCCAAGCACAAACUGGUUUAGAUGAUUUCUCUUUUAGUUUCAUCUGGUUAAGGUGGCAUGUGGAAAGAAGUAAAGGCCAUAACCUAAACUUGGGUUCUUUGAGAUACUGCUUGGAGACUUGAACCUAUGCUUCGAUGAUCUAAGAAAUUACUUGCAAAGCAAUGGCAUUAGAAAGAAGCAAGAUCAUGUUUCUAGGAGCACUUCAAUCAUGAAGAAACAUGAAAAAGCCUUUAACACAUAUGGAGACAAUCUGCCAUUCAAUCAAGUGUUCCAAAACAAUCCAGAGAGGUGAUUGCUGACAACGAAUAAGGAACCCGGAAAAAGUAUGUGUUUGAUGGAUUGGAAAUGAAGCUUAAAUGUAAGUACAAGGAAAUUUUCAGAACUUCAGAGGACAUCCCAGCUCAAGAUAACAAAAUAUUUUACCCAAGAUGCUGAGGGGUGAAAUGGACUGAUAAGGAGUGUUAAUGGGAGAGCUUAAUUUCAGAUAUGGGAGUUGGAUGCUAGGCUGUAUAAUAUUGGAGAUCAACUUCUUUUGUUCAUUAAAUUUGAUAAUAUGGCUAGUUAUUUAUGAUGAGCUUCUAUAGCAUGACAUGGUUUUUAACUCAUUGUUUGUUUUAAUUA